Bemisia tabaci is the source of this 2160-nucleotide messenger RNA. The record is from RefSeq and is a predicted model, not a curated record. NCBI's taxonomy places the organism in Eukaryota, Metazoa, Arthropoda, Insecta, Hemiptera, Aleyrodidae.
AUGCCUCCAUUGUCCUCUCUAUCACCAUUGGAUGACUGCAAAGUAGUUGCUUGCAACUGGAAAGUCAACAAGCUGCUGACUGAUAGAGGAAGAACUGACUUAAGUCAACAUGUUGGUAUGCUGAUUCCUUCACCCAUCGUUCAAGGCACAGGGAAUGAUGCUUCUUCACCAAGUGGUGACAAUAUCGAACCCAGUAAUGGGAAUGGUUCUUUCUUUCAAACUCCUGCCAUCAGUCCUGUUCCUUUCGAUACUAGGAAUGAGAAUAAAUUGUGUGAAGACCAGCAAGUAUUGAAAGAAAUCAUUACCGAAAAAAUAAUUAAUUUCUCUGCACUGUUAAAUGAGUCAAGUGCUUUCAUGUCUAUAGAAGGAACUUUAAGCUUGUACCUCAGUCAAGAAGGUGUAUUCGAGGAUAUUAAACAGUAUGUGAGCAAUCUGCCCACUAAUGGUGAGUACUUGGAAAACAUCACUCAAGGUACCUGGUGGCAGGGUAAUGUGCAAAUAGGGGAUUUAAGUACAUUACCUAUCUAUGUAUAUAAUGAUGACAUCGAGUGUGGCAAUGUUUUGGGGAGUCAUGCAGGGGUGAAUAAACUUAAUGUUACUUAUGUAUCAGUUGCUUGUCUCCCACCCAAUAAAAGGUCGCGGCUUGAUCACAUUUUUCCAGUUCUUAUAACGAAAGCUUCAAACAGAAAAUUUUUUGGGAAUGCCCUUACUUUCAAACCAGUCAUUGAUGAACUAGAUGAACUCCUUAAGAAGGGAAUAACAGUUAAAAUUUCAGGAAAUGAAGAAAAGAUUAGUCUUAGGCUUCCACUUCUUCUAGGAGACAAUCUAGGUCUCAAUACUAUUUGCGGUUUCACAGAGAACUUUUCUACCAGCAAGCAUUAUUGCCGUAUCUGUCGAGCAUCAAAUUUACAAAUGAGGAAAAUGGUAGUUGAGAACUCCUUUGUACUGCGAACUGAGGAAAAUUAUGAAGCGGAUGUUUUGAAGCGAAACAUGAAAACUACAGGUAUUAAAGAGCGAUGUGCCUGGAAUAAAAUUGACGGGUUCAAUAUUGUAAAUAAUGGCUCGAUUGAUGUGACGCAUGAUUUAUUGGAGCAAGGCGUUGUAAAGUAUGUUUUAGUUUUCAUUCUGCGAGUUAUGAUUUAUAAGUUUCAUUAUUUCACACUAAACAAUCUAAAUUCCAUCAUAUCCAGUUUUAAUUUUGGUGUCGACAUGCCAAACAAACCUCCCCCCCUAGGUCCAAAACAUUUGAAAGAAAAUAAACUACGAUUAUCUGCUUCGGAAUGUCUGUGCUUUCUGAAAUAUUUAGGUUUGCUCGUGGGAUCAUAUGUGCCCAGGACGUCUAAAGUCUGGAAAUUGUACUUUCUUCUUAGGAACAUUACCGAUGUUCUUCUCAGUCCUGUGAUCCCCAAAAAUGUCCCUCCACUCCUGAAGAAAUUAAUAAUUCAGCAUCAUACACUUUACCAACAACUAUCUAAGAAAAAUCUCACAGCUAAAUUUCAUAAUCUAAUUCACUAUCCUCGGUUCAUUGAAAUGUUUGGACCACCUGUACACUAUUCAACCAUAAGAUGGGAAAGCAAACAUCGCUUUGCCAAAGGCGUUGCUAAUUCAGUGGCAACACGCAAAAAUUUGCCCAUAACAGUUGCUAAAAAGUGUCAAUUAAAAGUGUGCCAUGAUGCAUUUGCUAACAGGUUUGCUAAACCUGUUGUAGAGUGGGGGAAGCUAGAAAGCAAUUGGAAUCACAGCAAUUUUGUUGAAAAUUCAGCUUGUUUCAUUAAUUCUGGUUCCUUACCUCAAAAUCUUCAAGAUAAGCAUACGCUGAGUACAACGUGGGCAGAAAUUGAUGGAACAAAAUAUGAUAUCGGGGGAACUCUUCUCUUUGAUGUAGACCCCAUGGACAGAACUCCAAUGUUUGGCCGCAUAGAAAAAAUUCUUGUCGAUAGAGUUCAAGAAGUUCAUUUUUUAUUGAGAAAUUAUCAAACUUUGAAUUUCAAUCGACACUAUUAUGCUUUUGAAACUCAAAUUCUUGACACUUUCUCUAUCCGCAAAAGUAGUGCACUGGCAGACUAUCACCCUCAUACCCUUGUCAUCCUUCCCAGUGGCUCCUUUGUCUCUUUGUCCCACUUUCAUACUAGGUUUGAUCCCAACUUCUUCAAGGACUGA